This is a messenger RNA of Phycodurus eques (leafy seadragon), 2914 nucleotides long. It is a transcript of the gene med29, whose product is annotated as mediator complex subunit 29. Gene Ontology annotation, molecular function: transcription factor binding; transcription coregulator activity. Bases 15 to 542 code for a protein of 175 amino acids. Gene Ontology annotation, cellular component: mediator complex. Gene Ontology annotation, biological process: regulation of transcription by RNA polymerase II. The record is from RefSeq and is a predicted model, not a curated record. Lineage: Eukaryota; Metazoa; Chordata; Actinopteri; Syngnathiformes; Syngnathidae. The transcript is spliced from 4 exons.
CUCGCCUAGCCAAAAUGGCGUCCCAACAGCAGCAGCCCGGCGGUCCACCAGGCUUACAACAGCAACAAGCCGCUGCACUGCAGCAACAGCAGCAGUUGAAUCAACAGCAGGACUUCGACCCUGUGCAUCGUUUUAAAAUGCUCAUUCCGCAGUUGAAAGAAAGUCUACAGAAUCUCAUGAAGAUCGCGUCGCACAACCUGGCUCACAACACGACCAUAGACAACGGAGUCAAAAGCAGUGACGCUGCUGUUCAGCGCUUCGACAAAAGCCUUGAGGAGUUCUACGCUCUUUGCGAUCAGCUGGAGCUGUGUUUGCGGCUGGCGUACGAGUGCCUCUCGCAGAGCAUCGACAGUGCCAAGCAUUCGCCCAACCUGGUGCCCACCGCCACCAAACCGGACACGGUGCAGACAGAGUCCAUGUCCUACGCCCAGUACCUUGGCAUGAUCAAGUCCCAGAUCUCGUGCGCCAAGGACAUUCACAACGCUCUGCUGGAAUGUUCUAAAAAGAUUGCGGGAAAGGGACAGCCUCCGGGAAUUAUGUAGAUCUCGCAAUUGACUCAUUUUCAUUGAAAUGCCAAGGAUUGUAGGAUUUAUUGUUGUUGUUUUUUAGCACGGCCUCCAGAGGAGUAGUGCUUUUGGUCAUUUAUGUUAACACUCCUCUGAAUUUAAGGCAGGGUGGAUCAAUUAAAUCCAUAAUUUUGGUGAUUGAUUUUGGAUUUAUCCACUGGACUUUUAAUUUUUAUUUUACAGGGAACCCAGCAAAGCAGGAUAUUGCUGCAAUUUUGUGCACUUUCACACAGACUCAGCAGAUUAGAUGCACUGUCUGAGUUAACAUCAACAUCCCUGUUGCGGCAUUGAGGAAUUUCCUUACACUAAAGUGCUGUCCCACCUUUGGAAUUUAAAGGCAUCAUUAUUGUGGCACAGUGGAGGUUGUGUAUGGGAAGCAUAUCUGCCAUUAGUUUGAAUUGGAAUUUAUCACACUUUUUUUUUUUGUUUUUUUCCUUUCUCAAAUUUCUAGCACUUGGAGCGUAAAAUAAUUGGGCAGAUGUUAGCUGACUUCACUUCCCUGGCUUGUUUUUUUUCCCCCCCCCCACCACAUUUGAAAUUUCGCAAACUUAAUUUUUGACACAAUUGUUUGAUGGUAAGUUUUCAGUGUUGGGCAAUUUGAUGGUUAAAAACAAAAGUGUUAUAAAUUCACAGAAUUUUCGGAGAGUUAAAUUUAAAUUCAACUGCACAAAUGGCAUAGCCGACCGGUCCUUUCUUGCAAAUAUGUACGCGGUGUUCCAUUGCGGCCACUAGGUGGAGCCAGAGCUGUACUCACCGACUAGUGUAUUUAAAACCUACUAGAAUACGGAAACUUUAUUUGGGGUUAAUCAGAGGCACUUUAGAUGCUGUUAGGUGUGUGCUUACUCCUCUUUAACAUAUGUUUGCGUGUGAUUGGUUAAUUCUGAACAUAGCCACAUUCGCAGUUAUGAGUGUGUGUACACUUAUGCAACACCCCCUAAAAAAAGAUUUUUUUCUUAUUAAACUACGGAUUAAGACCACAUCAAUGUUGGAAAGUUGUGAAGUGAUUUAUCGUGGUCUAAUUUUUUAUAUUACAAAAACCUGGCCUUUGAACAGGGGUUUGUAGACUUUAUAUAUUCACUGUAUACCGUAGCAACAGAGGGGGAGAGCGGUUGUCCAUUCUGUCAUGGCCAGGUGUCAAACAGUAGUAGUGGGUGCUCUUUGGGUCCUUCAACUGCUGUGUAACAUUUCAGAUCAAGUGCUUCGAUCCAACAAUAGCUGUACACAUUUUUGUUGUGACAUUUUUAUUUUUCAAUUCUAAAUGUAUAUUUAAAAUAUACAAGAACAACAGUUGCGAGUGGCGUUACUGAGCUUGGAUGAAAAAUGAACAAUACAAAAAGGGAAAGCAAUGUUUCUUUGUACAAAGAUUACAGCAGACAAGACAUUUCAGGCACUCAAAAAAAUACAUUGACCUAUAUUCUAUGUGUGUUAGUGGAUCAAAUUAAAUCACUCACUCAAAUUGUUAUGACCAUAUGAUGACAGUUGAUGUGGAAUUCCCUUUUCAGCAUCAACACUGCAUCCAUCGCAUCAACAAGUCAAACAGUCAACAGCUUAUGUCUCAUGGGAUAACAGCAAAUAACAUUUCAUCAAAAACAAAAACUUGUUUUUCUGUGCUCUUUUUAAUAACGAAAUGAUGCUCUGGGAGGACCCAUGCUAAUUCCUUCAUGCGUUGCAUAGCUGCUACCUACUGUACAUCUCUCAUCGAUCUCUUCAAGGACACCGAUUGGUCCACUCAUUCUGAAUCAGAAUCCAGCUAACCUAUUCAUGGUUAUCAUGACAUUUACAGUGCUUCAGUUCCUGACUUUCUCAAUCCUUUGUGCCACUGAGACUUAAGUGGGAGACCUGACCGUCAUUGAAAAUAUAGAGAGUUAGACGGGAGCAAAAGAUGGGAACAAGCUGUAAACACAUUAAUUUGCUAUGGACAAACUGCGUGACACAACACACCUUGAGAAGCAGUGACCAAUACAACCGAGUCAAAACGUGGAACGUCACUAAAACGUUUCCAUUUGUGGGCCUUCUGACUUAGUCUUGGGGAUGAUACCAUUAUUGUAUGUGUCUAUAUACUGUAUGCAUUGUGAGCACUUGAGACCAUGUAAAUGGUUUUACUACUUUGUCGAGUUGGAAACUUUCAGGAUACUUUUAGGUUUGGACUUGGGUUGUUCUCUGUAAAAGCACAAAACAGACGUAUUACAUCACACACCUAAUUAAACCUUGAUUCAUUGAUGUUUUAUUUUUUUGCAGAUUAUACUGAAACCUCCAAAGUCAAACACCAUCUGUUCCGUGAUGCUGUCAUAAUUGUCUGUCAUUUUUUUAACGUUUUCGUAAAAUAAAAAAACAACAAAUUCAAUAAA